This is a messenger RNA of Culex quinquefasciatus (southern house mosquito), 2811 nucleotides long. Its product is annotated as zinc finger protein 420. Gene Ontology annotation, cellular component: nucleus. NCBI's taxonomy places the organism in Eukaryota, Metazoa, Arthropoda, Insecta, Diptera, Culicidae. Gene Ontology annotation, biological process: regulation of transcription by RNA polymerase II. Bases 133 to 2571 code for a protein of 812 amino acids. Gene Ontology annotation, molecular function: DNA-binding transcription factor activity; zinc ion binding; RNA polymerase II cis-regulatory region sequence-specific DNA binding. The transcript has 2 exons. The record is from RefSeq and is a predicted model, not a curated record.
AUGUCAAUAUAAACAAAAAGUGAAAAUUUUCUGUGCGUCCCUAAUUUUCUACGAAAAUCCGGCGAAAUCUCCCGAAAAUGACCAUAAUUUGGUGAAAAGUUCGUUCCGCGUGGGUGGCCGCCGGUCGGCACGAUGGAGGAAACUGGCGAUCUGCAGCUGUGUCGCGUUUGUGCGGAAAAUUGUCGCGAUCGGCCGUACGUUUCGCUCGCGGAGGUGCACGGAGAGAAAUCCUACCUGGAAAUGGUGGCGUUUUGCGGACAAAUUGAGAUCUCAAACGAAACCGACUUGCCAAAAAUCAUUUGCACGGUUUGUUGUGUUCAGCUCACCGAAACCUACCGAUUUUGUAUGAAAUGUCGCUCGGCGGAGCAAACAAUACGACUGAAAUGCUCUCAAAACAAAGAAACCGAAGACGAGCUUCCGGACAAAAUUGCCGAGGAGCUGAUCGAGCUGCCCGAUCUACGGCAGACGACGGCCAAAGAUUGCAACGAAAUUCUGGUCGAUCUCAUGACUCCCGGGGAGGACGAGCUGUUUGACGAAAUUAUCGAGGAGAAUCAUUUUAGCGAUGGGGAUUCGUUCGGGGAUGAAGUUGAGGUGGGAAAUUUCGAGGAAGAAGUUGCGCUGCAGGAGUUGCCGAUUUUUGACGGCGAACCGUUGCUGAUCGCAGAGGACGGUUUGGGUGUUAUUUUGACUGCUAGCGAACAGAAUGUAGAGAUGCUGGAUGAUGAGCAGAGUCAGGAACGGACGUAUCACACGAUGGUAUCGGUGUUUGAUCAGUACAACAACGAAACUCAGUUAAAUGAGCCCACCAAUGUUGAUCCGGUACUAAGCGAUCCGAUUCCAAGUGAAAUCGAACAGUUCAACUUCUUGGAAGUCCAAGAGGACGAUUCUACGGAGGAAUCCGACGAUGUUUCAAUUGAUCAGACGGAAACUGUUGCUAGAAAACAACCCGUUGGGAGGAAACGAAGUGGUAACGUUCUCCCACCAAAAGCCAUGAUUGUUGAACAAGCAGAUCACGGUGAUUUUGACGUGAUUCACUACUCUGGAGUGGCGUGCUGUGGCUGCGAUCAGUACUUCAAAAACCAGGAAGAGCUACUGGAACACUGCCAAAUAGUCCACCAACUGGACGAAGUUCCGAGCGAUUUCUUCUGCCCGCACUGCUACAAAUCGUUUCGGGGACCGGUUCUGCUCGAAAAGCACAUGCACGUCUGGGCUUUUUCGGAGAUUUUCUCGUGCAAACUGUGCAAGUAUAAUUGCCGGGAAGAAUCCGUCAUGGAACGACACCUGGAAUCUUCGGUGAUUCAUGACAAGCCGAUGCCGGCGUUGGAUAAAGUUGGGCAGGUUUUUGACAAGCUUCCAAUCAAAGGAUUGAUGUGUUGUGAGUGCUAUCAUCAGUUUCCUAAGGACGAUGAAUUGCAGAAGCAUUACGAAGAAAUUCAUCAUCCGGAACGUCCGAAAACGGAAGCUGAUGCCGAGCUUGAUACAGGUCACUAUUUUUGUCAGGAUUGUCACCAGAUCUUCCGCAACAAGCACAAGUACGAUUUGCACGUCAAAAAUGCAAAAAUGGACUUUAUAUUUUGUUGCAAGCACGAGUUUUGCACCUACCAAACACCGAACAUAAAUUUUGCCAAAUUCCAUAUGCGCAGCAAAGAUCACGAAUCGCUUGCGAACGAGCAAUCCACGAGCGAAACCGUUGACGAGUACAUACAACGUCGUUGCUGCUUCCGAAAAUGUCUGGAUGUGUUCGACUCGAAGAAAGCGCUGAUGGAACACGUCGAUCAAGUCCACCGUAUGAAGCAGCUGGAGAACGAGAUGCGUCGGAAAAAGUCCACCAACGUUUGCUCGAUUUGCAUGUGUAAUUUUGGAACCCGACGCGCACUCAAACAGCACCUCCAACCAAAAGUCAAAGGAUUCAUUUGUGAAAUCUGCCAGGAAUCUCACGUUUCAGCGUUCCACCUUAAAACCCACUUCAAAAAAGUCCACUCCUCCGGGCUUCGAUCCCGUGACUACAAAUGUGACGAAUGUCCGUGCACGUUCGUCAACGCGGAAUAUCUGCGCAAGCACAAACUCAAAGGACACGACAAAGAGCAUGUCUGCUCGAUCUGCGAGCGCACGUUCAAAAACAAGGAAGGCCUCUGGACCCACUGGCGAAUCCACAACAAGCAAACCAAGCACGAGUGCGAAUCCUGCAAAAAAGCCGGCAAGCGGUACAGCUUCCGUGACGUAAAAACGCUCAAUCGGCAUUUUAAAAUCUCCGAGUCGCACAACGGCAACCGCAAGUUCGCAUGCGCCGUAGAGGGUUGUACCAGCGCGUACGCGCACAAACCGGACCUGAAGCGGCACGAGAUGACAGUACACAAGGGAAUUCUGCCGUGCCGCUGUAAGUUCUGCGACAAGGGAUUCGUGCGGGAGCGAGAUUUGCGACUGCAUGAGCGGGUUCAUACGGGAGCGAAGCUGUACAACUGCAAGCGGUGCAACGCGGGGUUUAACGUGUACCACAAGUACAAACUGCACUGCAAGGAGAAGCACGGGUUUACGGUGAUGAUCGAUAGUAGGCCGAAGGGAGGGUCGUAAGGAGUAUUUUUUCAUGCAAUACCAGUAUUUAUACGUGUGAUUUAGUUCAGUAUUUAACCAACGAAGAGACUUUAAUGUACGUCGUAGUAAAUUAACCCAGUGCCAAUAUUUAUAGAAUUAUACUAACAAAUACUUAACUUCCUUGCCAAAAACUAGCAACAAUGUGUGCACAAAACUAGUCAAAUUGUAAGUAAUCGUAACUGAACGUGGUGUGAUCGUAAAUAAAAAGAAAUCCAAAAA